Molecule: messenger RNA, 8561 nt
Organism: Loxodonta africana (African savanna elephant)
Lineage: Eukaryota; Metazoa; Chordata; Mammalia; Proboscidea; Elephantidae
Product: whirlin
Exons: 14
Coding region: 611-3367 (918 amino acids)
Biological process (GO): auditory receptor cell stereocilium organization; epithelial to mesenchymal transition; neuroblast delamination
Cellular component (GO): stereocilium tip; cilium; photoreceptor inner segment
Molecular function (GO): protein binding
Source: RefSeq, a predicted model, not a curated record
CAACAGUUCGCAAAGUCCGGGCUCCCGGCCUCGCGGCGUGGUCUGCGCCCUUUCGGCGCACGGGCGCGGGAGCCCUCGGGCGGCUGCAUCCCGGGGCUGCCUUGGACAUGCCCCGCACCCCCGGCCGGACACCUGCGCGGCUCCAGCUCGGGGGGGUCCUGGGGGCUUUGGGAGGAGGGCGCCCCCGCUUCAACUUCUGACUUUGGGGUCCCCCAGCCCAAGAAGAAGGGCAUCCCGGCUGGGGGAGCCCCGAGCAUGGUGUGACGGGUCGGUAAGCUUUACUGCGUUACCGACUCCAGCCACCCGUCGUCUUUGUGCCCUCCAGAAUGUAGCUGCUGUCUUCUCGAACCCCGGACUCCAGCCGCUGACUUUGCGUCCCCGGGACUCCGCCGCCGUUCGCGCGACCCUUGCGGUCUCAGCGCCCUCGAGAAUUCUAAGCAGCCGUCUCUGCGAACCCUUAGAAUCCAGCCCCCAUCUCCGCGUCCCUCCAACCCAGACUCCAGCCGCUGUCUCCGCGCUCCCGCGGGGGAUCGAGCUGCAGUGCCAGUAGCUGCGAGCGCAGCAGCUGCCCCACCGCGCGCCUCAAGUCCGUCCGCGCCUGGGUGGGGAGAUGAACGCGCAGCUGGACGGCCUGUCGGUGAGCUCGUCCUCCACCGGCUCUCUGGGCUCGGCGGCCGGGCCAGGUGGCGGCGGGGGCUCGGGGCUGCGGCUCCUGUCGGCCAACGUGCGCCAGCUGCACCAGGCGCUGACAGCUCUGCUGAGCGAGGCGGAGCGGGAGCAGUUCACUCACUGCCUGAACGCGUACCACGCGCGCCGCAACGUCUUCGACCUGGUGCGCACCCUGCGCGUCCUGCUGGACAGCCCGGUCAAGCGGCGCCUGCUGCCCAUGCUGCGCCUGGUCAUCCCGCGCUCCGACCAGCUGCUCUUCGACCAGUACACGGCAGAGGGCCUCUACCUGCCCGCCACCGCCCCCUACAGGCAGCCCGCCUGGGGCGGCCCCGACGGCGCGGGGCCGGGGGAGGUACGCCUGGUGAGCCUGCGGCGCGCCAAGGCCCACGAGGGCUUGGGCUUUAGCAUCCGCGGGGGUUCGGAGCACGGCGUAGGCAUCUAUGUGUCGCUGGUGGAGCCGGGCUCUCUGGCCGAAAAGGAGGGAUUGAGGGUCGGGGACCAGAUUCUGCGCGUCAACGACAAGUCUCUGGCCCGGGUUACCCACGCUGAGGCCGUCAAGGCUCUGAAGGGCUCCAAGAAGCUGUUGCUGUCUGUGUACUCAGCGGGGCGUAUCCCGGGGGGCUACGUCACCAACCACAUCUAUACCUGGGUGGACCCGCAGGGCCACAGCACCUCCCCACCCUCCAGCCUGCCCCAGCCCCACGGCAGCUCCCUGAGGCAGUGUGAGGGUGACCGGAGGAGCACCCUGAACCUCCUGCAAGACGGGGAUGAGAAAAAGGUGAACUUGGUGCUAGGGGAUGGCCGGUCCCUGGGCCUCACGAUCCGUGGGGGAGCCGAGUACAGCCUGGGUAUCUAUAUCACUGGCGUGGACCCCGGCUCAGAAGCGGAAAGCAGCGGGCUCAAGGUUGGGGACCAGAUUCUGGAGGUGAACGGGCAGAGCUUCUUGAACAUCCUGCACGAUGAGGCGGUCAAGCUGCUCAAGUCUUCUCGGCACCUCAUCCUGACAGUGAAGGAUGUCGGGAGGCUGCCCCACGCUCGCACCACUGUGGACGAGACCAAAUGGAUUGCCAGUUCCCGGAUUGGGGAGACCGCCACCAACUCCGCAGGGUUUCCUGGGGAUCUCACAACAGAAGGGACGAACAAGCCAGGGUUUUACAAGGGGCCAGCUGGCUCCCAGGUGACCCUGAGCAGCCUGGGGAACCAGACGCGAGUGCUGCUGGAGGAGCAGGCCCGGCAUCUGCUGACCGAGCAGGAGCGUGCCACCAUGGCCUACUACCUGGAUGAAUACCGCGGUGGCAGCGUCUCCGUGGAGGCCCUCAUCAUGGCUCUGUUCGAGCUGCUCAACACCCAUGCCAAGUUCUCGCUCCUCUCAGAGGUGAGAAGCACUAUCUCCCCUCAAGACCUGGACUGCUUUGACCACCUGGUGCUGAGACGGGAGAUUGAAUCAAUGAAGGCGUGGCAGGCCCCGCGCCCUGUGGCCAGCGACACCUACUCCGUGGUCUCCUACAGCGACACAGCCUCGUCCACGGGCAGCCAUGGCACCUCCACUACUGUCAGCUCGGCUAGGGAGCGGCUGCUGUGGCUUAUAGACCUGAUGGAGAACACUCUAGACCUGGAGGAAACUGGCGAGGCAGUCCAGGGCAGUGUCAACACCCUUCCAGAUGUCUCCCUGGAUGAUGUCAAGUCCAUCUCCAGGGGGCUGUCGAGUGUCAAGCCUCCACCUCACUCACCGCCUCUGGCCCAAAGCUAUGACUGCUCACUCGCCCAGCCGAAGAAGCCAGGGAGAGAGGACCUCCAUCCCUCUUUCUGUGAGUCGUCCCCCUCGGGCAUCGUCUUCUCGGCUGCAUGGAACCACAGCCCACCGGCGGGCACCACACCUGCUCUGGGGCCUUCCUCAGCACAGGACUCGCCCUCCUCCCCCAUCUAUGCCUCCGUCUCUCCUGCCAACCCUGGCUCCAAGAGGCCGCUGGACGCCCGUCUGGCCUUGAUCAACCAGCACCCUAUUGGUCCCUUCCCACGGGUCCAGUCACCCCCGCACCUGAAAAGCCCCCCUGCAGAGGCUGUGGUGGCUGGGGGCUGCCUUCCUCCACCCUUGUCCUCCAGCCACCCAGACCAGACAGGCAUGAACCAGCACUUUGUCAUGGUAGAGGUGCACCGCCCGGACAGCGAGCCAGAUGUGAACGAAGUGAGGGCACUGCCCCAGACGCGUGCAGCCUCCACACUUUCUCAGCUGUCUGACAGUGGGCAGACCCUGAGCGAGGACAGCGGUGUGGACGCUGGUGAGGCGGAGGCCAGCAUGCCAGGCCGAGGCAGACAGAUAGCGUCCACCAAGAGCAGGAGCAGCAAGGAGCUGCCUCGGAAUGAGAGGACCACAGAGGGAGCUGCCAAGCCGCCUGGGCUCCUGGAGCCUACAUCCACUCUAGUCCGCGUGAAGAAAAGUGCAGCCACUCUGGGCAUCGCCAUUGAGGGUGGUGCCAACACCCGCCAGCCCUUGCCAAGGAUCGUCACGAUUCAGCGAGGUGGUUCAGCCCACAACUGUGGGCAGCUCAAGGUGGGCCACGUGAUCCUGGAAGUGAACGGGCUGACGCUUCGGGGCAAGGAGCAUCGGGACGCCGCUCGCAUCAUUGCCGAGGCCUUCAAGACCAAAGAGCGUGACUACAUUGAUUUUCUGGUCACUGAGUUCAAUGUGAUGCUCUAGGUGCCGAGGCCUGAGUGCCUCCACCACUGCCCAGCCCUUGGCCCUGGUCCCUCCUCCCUCCAGGCACUGUCAGGCUCCUUAAGGGACCGGAGCUACAUGGCCAGGGUAGCAGGAAGAUCUCCCUCCACUCUACCACAGCCCACGAGUGGGACCAGACCAGGUAAAGAGAGCUGGGCAAGAAGACAGGCAAACAGAAGGUCAGGUCAGGACCGUGUGCCAUACCAGGUACACAGUAAGUAGGCGCUCAGUCCAUAUGUGGGCUGUGAGAAGGGGAGAAAGGAAGGGGAGAGGCAGAGCGCCAGUAUCUUGGUACAUCCAUGGAGGCCUGCCAGGGCCUGCUCAAGUGUGUGUGUGGGGGGGUGCCCCUCCCCCCAGCUGGCUAGGACCCAGCCCACCCCCAGACACCUGAGCCUUUGUCUGGAGUGAGGUCCCAGUGAGAAUUCAUGGACUCUGCCCCCAGCCGGGGGAGAGGGCAUCUCACAGGACCCUUAGUGCCAUAAAUAAGCAUCUAGCGCCUCCCCAUUCACACCCCUACUCCUGGUUCCUUGUAUCCCCAUGAUAUUUAUUAUUUAUUUCCCUCCCCACACCCCUAGGGGGCCCAGAGCCCCAGCUUCCCCCCAAACCCUCAGCCCUACCCCAGAGGCCUUGCAGGUGACCAGCAGCGUCAGUGUAUUUAUAUACAGAGCUUACGACUUUAAUUUUUCAAUAAAGAAACCUGAACAAGGAUAGGGGCUGGCGUGCUGUGUGGUUGGGGUGUUGAUUGCGGGAGGGGGCUGGGACUUUGGGUGUGCUGAAGGGGUUGGGUAGGGCAGAUGGAGGCACUCAGAACGUUCCACACCACCACCCUCUACCCCGGCACCCAUGCUCGGCUUGGGGUAUAUGUGGGGUGUGCAGGGGCACUGGAGUCACCAUGCACCUUGGAGCACCUGACUUGAAGGUUUGAGGGCUAACCCUAAGUAUUUAUAGAUGAUACCCACACAGGUAUGUUAUAUGAUGGGGCAGAAGGCGUAAUGUGCACGGAUAUUUUAAAACAGAAGUGGCCCUGCUUUAAGGUCUGCCCCCCAGAAGCUGACUCUGAGAUCAGGAGACCAUGUAGGAGUUGGGGAAGCAGGACAGGAAAGGGAAGGGAGCCCAACAAAGGUGGGAUUUCAGGCACAGUCCUGCAGAGGGACAUUUGGCCUGAUUGGGGGUGGGGUUGGGAGGCUGGAGUAUAAGUUAUGGCUCAGAGUUGUCUCUGCUCAAGGCUCGGGCUUUCACUCACUUGUCAGUCUUUGGACAAGGCCUGGGGAGGGAGGAGCUGUACAUUUCCCAUCACUCCCUGCUGUCUACCUGUGCACACAAAGCUGUUCCAGCCACUAGGGGCAGUCCGCUGAAGAAGGGCCAUUGUGUAGGGUGUUAGAUGCAAAAGCACAUGGUGGUGGGAAGCGGGGGUGGUGGCAAAAAAACGGUCUGCUAUGAGGCCAUGAUGCCCGUUUUCUUCUGCGCCCGGGUUUUCUCUGGGGGAAGACAAGUUUGAGAUGCCGUGCUUUGGCCAGCCCUGUGCCUAGGGGAUUGCCACAGGUGGCCCUCGGAGCUGCUGAUUCCAGGCUUGCCUUACACCCUGCUCUUAGCUGCCUUCCCUCCCUGGCCCGGGCAGACCAUUUGAGGCCAGGGCCAUGGGUCCCCCUGGACCUCUGAGGCAGCUGGCAUCACUGAAGGCUCCAGCCUCUUCCAGGGGCUUGGCACCCCCUGCCCCACAUCAUAUUCCUCUCUCCCCAGUCCUCUGCUGGGAAUGACCUCCUCCUGGCUGCAGGAGGACUUUGUCAGGGCCCCAGACGCCUGGUCUGACUCCAGUUCCAAUCCCGUGUGGUCUUCGGCAAGUGAUUUCACCACCUUGAGCCUCAAGUUCUGCAUCUGUAAAAUGGGAUUGUUGUGUUGAUUACCUCUAAUAGUGGUUGAGAUGCUGGGUGUGGGCAGCAGCCUCAGGCUGUCAGCCUUAGGGAGAUGACUACAGUUGUGAUGGGGUAAACAAAGAAAAGCUUUCUAGUGGUGUGAAUACCACACCUUUUUCCAAGCCCCAAGUCCUCAAGCAUUUCCUGAAUGGGAGGGUUUCCCUCUGUCUUUGGCUCAUGGUGUGAAUUCUAGGCCAGUCACUGACCUGCUCCAUAACCCUCGGGGUGGGUUCUAACUGCUCCUGCCUUGAAUCAGCCAUCUCCCCACUUGGUUCAACCUCCCACCCCCUCCAUCCCACCCCACCCCCGCCCAGGGGGCAGAGAGCCCCAGCAGCUGCUACCCACGCAGCCCUCGAUGUUUGUAUUUUUUGAGUGAGCAGGACAAAAAUGACUUUCUGGAACUGUUGCUUCUGGGAUUGCCAGGCCUGGCUCCGGAGCUGCAGCCCGGUGGAAAUAAGGGUCCUCCUCCCUCUGGGGUGUUUUUCUAAUUGUCUCUCUGUGGAAUUUUAAACCUAAAAAAAUUCCUUUGCAAGUGGGCUUAGAAAGGUCAAGUAGCUUGCCCAAAGUCACCCAGCUAAUGAGUGGUAGAGGACAAGUUUGGACCCAAGGCUGCCUGAGGCCUGGGCCUGCUCUUCCCCCAACAGGAAGCCCAAGGACAAGGAUAUGUCCUGGUUUCCUUUAAAGGGACCCAGCAACCCGGGCCGAGGUAGCCUUGAAUAUUGGGCGGGAGGGGCUCAGAGGUCGGCCCAAGCCAUAUGUCCCUGUGGCCCCGACAUCUUCACUUAUGACACCAGGGCUGGGGGUGGGGACAGAGGGGGCCUGGGGUGGCACAGCUGGAGGGUCACAGGACUCUCCCCGAGCCUCAGUUUUCCCUUCUGUUCCAAGGUCUCCCAGGCAGGGCUGCCACACUGCACAACUCCAGGGGACACAGCUCACACCCACCACAGAAAUUUGAAAAAAGUUAGGGGCCAGCAUGCUGUGUGGUCUAUCUGUGUGGCGGGGGUUUUGACUGCACAAGGGGCCCUUCCUGGCUUGACAUUCAAGAACCAGAGCUGGAAAAAGGUGAAGGCAGGAAGAGAGUGUGUUUUGGCUCCUGGGGGUCUGGGCCUGCCCAAACAAGUGUUGAAUCAACCCUGGGGACCUGUCUGCUUGGAAGAAUGCGGCAUGAUGGGCAGGGUAGCCCUGAUGGGAGUACAGAGAACAAGGCAUAGCUCAGAUAGCCCACACCUCAGACUCCUGGGAUCAAAUUCCAGCCCUACUACUUGCCCGUGUGACCUUGAGCAAGUCAUUUAGCCUCUCUGAGCCUUCAUUUCCCCAUCUUUAAAUGAGGAUCAUAAUAUUAACCUAAAAAAAAAAAAAAAAACCCAAGCCCAUUGCCAUCAAGUCCAUUUUAAUUCAUAGCAACCCUGUAUUAACCUAACUGUAGGUUAUUUUAAGGAUUAGCUAAAAUGUUUGCCUUGGAACAGAGUAGGCAACUUUAGUGAUGAAGAGCUGCUGCUAUGACUACUAUUAGAUAUGCUUGUAGGGAGAGCCCUGGUAGCGCAGUGGUUAAGAGCUCAGCUGCUAACCAACCAAAAGGUUGGCAGUUUGAAUCUACCAGCCACUUCUUGGAAAUCCUAUGGGGCAGUUCUACUCUGUCCUAUAGGGUUGCUGUGAGUUGGAAUAGACCAGAGGCAACAGGUGUGCUUGCAGGGAGUAACCUGCAGUCUGGGGGAUGGAAAGUGCUUUCUGCUAGGAGGAAAGAGAACUCCAUGAAGGGCAUGGGGCAAGUCACUUCCCGUUUCCAAGCCUAUUAAACCUUCCUGAGUUAUAGGGUUGGAUAAGGUACUCUUUAAAUUAGUGCUAUUUAUUUAUUGUGAGCUGCCACUGUUUUAUUUACGCCCCUCAGCAAUCCCAUGAGUUGGAGCUGAUAAAUCUCAUUUGCCUGAAGAUUAGUGGCAGCAAGUGGCCGAACUGAGUGAGUGCCCAGGACAGUUUGAUACCCUACGCUGCCUUUCUUCAAGGUGCGCUUUCAGCCUGGACAAUAGACUUCCCUUGUCCUUUACUCUGCCAAAAGAACAAGCAAAUCAGUCUUAAAAGAAAUACAGCCAGAAUGUUCCUUAGAAGCCAGGAUGACAAGACUUCAUCUUGCUUACUUUGGACACAUCCCAGGAAAAGACCAGUCACUAGAGAAGGCCAUUAUGUUUGGUAAAGCAGGCAGAGAAAACGAGGGAAACCUGCCAUGUGGUGGACUGACAUACUAGCCACAACGAAGGACUCAGACAUAUCAAAGAUCCUGAAGAUGGCUUAGGACCGGAGAACAGCCGCAUUUUGGUUCAGUUAGACAUAAGGUCACCGUGAGUGUAGUCAGCUCCACGACAAUAACUCGUUGCAGGGCCUUGAGCAAGUUCUUGUUCCUAAGGGCCAGGGUGCUCCUGCUUGUCUAAUGAGGGUUUGGACUAGAAUAUGCUCGGGGGUUAUUGAUAAAACCCAUCUACCUCAUAGGAAAGGAGCCCUGGUGGCACAACGGUUAAGCACUCCGCUGCGACCCAAAGGUUGGCAGUUGGAACUCACUCAGCGGCUCUGCAGGAGGAAGACCUGGCGAUCUGCUCACCAUAAAGAUCACAGCAUAGAAAGCCCUAUGGGGCAGUGCGCAUGGGGUCGUUAGGAGUCAGAAUCGACUUGUCAAGCACACAACAACACAGGAGAGGAUGGCGCACAGUAAGAGUUUACAACGGUGCCUGACACAUAAACGCUCAAAGUUUAUUAUUAUUGCUGUCAGUAAACGGUUCAUUCAGGCUAUAACAUUUUGUGAUUUUUUUCCUCUCUGUGGGUCUGUGUGACCUUGCACACCUGUCUUACCCUCUGGGCCUCAAGGCUUCCUGUCUGCAGUCAGGCGGGUCCUGGUCAGCCGCUCUGACCUGGGAUUUUCGGUUCUAAAGUUUGGGAAUCCGCUCCCUUGCUUUCGAGUCCCGGGGCGGGUCGCAGGCGGCCGCCUCCCUGCGAUUGGUGGCUCUGCCUGAGGCCCCACCUCCCAGGGCCUCCCGCUCGGGUCAAGGGCGGGCCUCGCAGAUUAGGCACAGAGGCGGCCGCCCGGCCCCCCGCUCGGAUUGGAGGCCUUUGUUUGCCGCUCAACUCCGGGAAACCACCCGCGCGCGGCGGCAGCCGGCAGUCCACAGGCAGGAUAUCGGCUGCUGAGAGAAGCCAGCUGUGACUCUGGUGCCCACAGCAGCAACUCCGUCUCCUGAGGAUGAAGUGGCCCAGGUGAAGUGUGAGCCGGGCCC